Messenger RNA from Mesitornis unicolor (brown roatelo), 1158 nucleotides. It is a transcript of the gene HHLA2, whose product is annotated as HERV-H LTR-associating 2. The record is from RefSeq and is a predicted model, not a curated record. Gene Ontology annotation, biological process: T cell costimulation; cell surface receptor signaling pathway; immune response. NCBI's taxonomy places the organism in Eukaryota, Metazoa, Chordata, Aves, Mesitornithiformes, Mesitornithidae. The coding region runs from base 1 to 1158 and encodes 385 amino acids. Gene Ontology annotation, cellular component: external side of plasma membrane. The transcript has 6 exons.
AUGGCCAUUGAGCACUUUGAGCACCCAAGCUGUUACCUGCCAGCAUUUCUGCCCCAUGGCUCGGCUGGUGGAGUGUGCCGUGUGACUGAUCAGCAGGCAGUAGCUGAGAGUUUUACAGAACAGGAAACAGUAACGGGCCUGUUUUCCAAGGAUUGCAUCCUCCCUUGUCCUUUCCCACCUGGACACGAUGAAGUAAUUUACUGGAAGAAAGGCAACAAAAAUGUGCACACCUACUACUACCAGAAGGAUUGGCCAGAUAGACAAGACCCAGAUUAUAGACACAGAACACAUCUUUUCCAUGAGAACAUUCGUAGUGGAAACGCCUCUUUGAAACUUAGUAACUUGACUGUGACUGAUGAGGGCUCUUACAAAUGCUAUGUGGGAACACAGCAAAAUAAAACAGAAGUGGAAGUCACACUGCGUGUAAAAGUUUCCCCUUAUUAUGCACUGGAAUACCAAAAGACACACGAAGGAAGGAUGCUGAAGUGCUAUGCCUUUCUCACUUAUCCAGCACCACAUAUAUCUUGGGUACAAGGCAAUACAUCCAUCCAAGAAACAGAUCGGCAGGAAACCAGGGAUGGAGUUCUCUAUUCUCUCAGAAGUGACCAGAACAUUAUAAACACAUCGGAUCCUUACCGCUGUCAUAUUCAUCUCCCUCAUGAAGAGUGGACUGCUGAAUGGGAGAUGCAAGACCAACUGUCUAACGUGGAAGGAAAUAGCACUGCGAUUCCUUGUGAAUACAGCAACAACACUGCAAAUACUGAAGGUUUCAGUGUUGUUUGGACACUAAACAGAAAUGCAGUGAUCUCAGUCCUGGCCUCCUUCAAUGGUACAUUCUACUCUCACCAGCCUCGAGUCCGGCUUAACCAAGAUGACUUUUCACUGAUGUUCUGUGAUCUUAUUACUGAUGACAGUGGAGAGUAUCUGUGUAAUAUUUCAACGCCUCACUACACAAAACUUACUGUGAGAACUUUGCAAGUUGAAAAUUCAGGUAACAUUGGGAAAAUUGUGCUAGGAGUGAUCACUGCAGUGGUGGUAGUAGCAUCAGUCUUCUUCUGCGUCUUGUUCAAGCCUGAAUUUGAUAAGCUUCAGGAGAUGUUUUACAAUGCUUACCAUGAGGUUCAACAACAAUACACCAGAAAGACAAAUCUAAAAUGA